Colossoma macropomum (tambaqui) is the source of this 1575-nucleotide messenger RNA. Its product is annotated as cytochrome P450 3A56-like. The record is from RefSeq and is a predicted model, not a curated record. Lineage: Eukaryota; Metazoa; Chordata; Actinopteri; Characiformes; Serrasalmidae. The transcript is spliced from 13 exons. Gene Ontology annotation, molecular function: heme binding; steroid hydroxylase activity; iron ion binding. Bases 67 to 1575 code for a protein of 502 amino acids.
GUUACAAUCAAUCACUUCACCCGAACCAUCCAGAGACAGUACAACACUGUGAACAGUCCUCCAAUCAUGGGACACUUCUGGUUCUUUUCUGCUGAAACGUGGGCGCUCCUGCUGCUGUUUGUAAGCCUUUUGUUUCUGUAUGGAUAUUGGCCCAACAGUUUCUUCAGAAAGUUAGGAGUUCCUGGACCCAAACCUCUCCCACUGCUGGGAAACAUGUUAGAGUACAGAAAGGGUUUCCAUGUGUUUGAUAUGGAGUGUUUUAAAAAGUAUGGCGGGAUUUGGGGGAUAUAUGAAGGGAGAACACCCUUACUCUGUGUUCUAGACAGAACCAUCAUUAAAUCAGUGCUCGUUAAAGAAUGUUACUCACUCUUCACCAACAGACGGGAUCUUGGUCUGAACGGUGAGCUGUAUGACGCCCUGUUUGUGACCACAGAUGAGGACUGGAAGAGAAUCCGAGGAGUUCUUUCCCCCUCUUUCACCAGCGGAAGACUGAGGGAGAUGUUUGGGAUCAUGAAGACACAUUCACAAACUUUGGUUAGAAACCUGGAGAAGAAAACGAAGCAAACAAGUGGAGUUCAUGUUAAAGAGUUGUUUGGAGCGUACAGUAUGGACGUGAUAACCAGCUCAGCGUUCAGCGUCGACAUCGAUUCUCUAAACAACCCCAAAGACCCGUUUGUGACGAACGUGAAGAAAUUGCUGGAUUUUGAUUUUUUCAAGCCGACGUUCCUCAUUGCAGCUGUAUUCCCAUUUGCCAUACCUCUGCUGGAGAAAAUGGAUUGUGGUUUCUUCCCUACAUGCGUGUUUGAUUUCUUCUUUACUGUCCUGCAGAAGAUCAAGGCUGAUCGAGUGGCCAAAGACCACAAGAGCAGAGUGGACUUUAUGCAGCUAAUGGUGGAUUCUCAAACACCAGAGAAAGUAGAAGCUCAACAAGGUCUGAGUGAUCAUGAGAUUUUAUCUCAGUCCUUGAUCUUCAUCUUUGCUGGUUAUGAGACGAGUAGCAGCACUCUGUCCUUCUUCUUCUACAACAUGGCCGCCAACCCAGAAACGAUGAAGAAACUUCAGGAAGAGAUCGACCAGACCUUUCCAGAUAAGGCUCCAGUUCAGUAUGAUUCAGUGAUGAGUAUGGAAUAUCUGGACGCUGCUCUGAAUGAAUCUCUGAGGUUGUACCCCAUCGCUGCUCGGCUAGAAAGAAUCUGCAAGAAAACUGUGGAGAUUAACGGUGUGACUAUCCCCCAGGGAACGACCGUCAUGAUCCCCACAUAUCCCCUUCACAGAGACCCUGAAUACUGGCCUGAUCCCAAUUCCUUCAACCCUGAGAGGUUCACUAAGGAGAAUAAGGAGAGUAUAGACCCCUAUGCCUUCAUGCCUUUCGGUGCAGGACCCAGGAACUGUAUCGGAAUGAGGUUUGCUCUGGUGUCCAUGAAGCUGGCCAUCGUAGAGAUACUGCAGAGAUUUGACAUCAAUGUUUGUGAUGAGACGAAGGUGCCAUUGGAGUUGGGUGUCGGUGCUUUCCUGGCUCCUAAAGACCCCAUCCAACUCAACUUCACCCCUCGAGCUAACUCCAAAUCAGGCUAA